Messenger RNA from Schistosoma mattheei, 2049 nucleotides. Lineage: Eukaryota; Metazoa; Platyhelminthes; Trematoda; Strigeidida; Schistosomatidae. The record is from the annotation of a GenBank genome assembly.
AUGGAUUUAAUACAAUCAAACAAAGAAAUUAUACAUAAUUUCAUUGAAGAUUAUGAUGAUGAUUUUAAAGGUGUUAAUAACUCCACCAUUACUACUACUACUACUACUAUUACUACUGAUGAUGAUGAGGAGGAGGAGGAGGAGAAGGAGGAGGAGGAAGAGGAAGAAGAAAACAAAGAAAGGAAAGACAGUGAUAUAAAUUUUAUACAACGACUUGGCAUUGAAUUACAAAAACGUAUUGGUCUAUUACCUAAAGUUGAAAUAUUUUCAUUUAUAUUACGUAAUAUACCUAAAAAAUUAAUAAGAAUAUUAUGUGUUAAACCAAAAUCUUAUACAGAAAUCUCACGUACAAUAAGAGCAGCAAGAACAAUGAAAUUAAUUAUUAGAGCUUAUAGCCAUUUAUCAUCAUCAUCAUCCUCAUCCUCAUCAUUAUCAUCAUAUAACUUAUAUGAUACAAAUAAUACUGUAUUCAUUGAUUUAUCAGAUUUAUCUGAUUCACCAAGAAUUGAAUUCAUCAAUAAAAAAUGUCCAAUUAAUGGAAAUGAAUUAAAUGGUUUAAAAUUAUUAUCAUGUGUUACUAUGAAUGAAUUAAUUAAUUAUCAAAUUAAUCAUAAUAUUGAAAUUAAUCAAUUUAUUGAUUCAUAUUCAAUCAAUAAUACAAUCAUUGGUACCAUUUUAUCAACACAAUCAAAUUUAUAUAAUCCAUAUAAUGAUUUAAUGAAUGAAAUAAUUUCUAUACGUAUAAUUAAUUGUCAUGGUGAUUUAAUUGAAUAUUCAAAUCAAAAUGAAAUUUUAGCAGCUAUUUCAAAUUUAGGAUUAUUAGGUGUUGUUUAUGAUAUAACACUUAGAUAUACACCAAUUACAUUAACAAAAGUGAAUUAUCGAUUUUAUAAAUGGUCAUAUUUAUUGAACAUUGAGAAUAAUAUACUAAAAGAUGCUAUAACAACUAAUCAAUCCAUUGAACUAAUCUAUUUACCAUAUAAUAGUUGUCGUACUAUUUCUAUUAAACCAUCAAAUCUUGAUUCAAAUCAAUUGAGUACUAAUGACAAUAAUAAUACUGUUGCUGAUACUGCUGUUGUCGAUGAUGACAAUGAUGUUGAUGAUGAUGAUGAUAAUAUUGAUGGAUCCGUAGAUUUAAAAAAUUGGAAUAUUGAAGAAGAUGAAUUAUUGUUACGUACAACAAAACGUUGUUCACAAAAUAAUUAUGAUGAUCAUAUUACUAGAGAAAUAAAAAAUAAUAAUCAUAGUAAUAAUAAUAAUGGUAAUAAUAAUGAUCCUUCAAUUUGUUAUGAUUCUGAUCCACAACAAUUUGUUUAUUUGUUGGAUCAAGUAUUUGGACCAUUCAGUGAAGAAUUUAUUGAACAACCAGAAAAUACACCAAAAUUAUUGAAAAGAGCACAUCAUUAUUUAAAGUGUAAAUAUUGUCCACAUCCGACAAUUAUUCAGUAUACACCAUGGGCAUUAAAUUCAUUUGGUAAAUUUAGGGAACCACUAAGAAUAUUAAAAUUUACUAUGGAAACAGACUUUGAAUUAAAUCGAUUUACAUUAGCGAUUCAUACAAUCUUAAACAUACUUCAUAAAUUAGCCAACAAUGAAAUGCCAAAUUAUUCAGUUAAUCUUGGUCUACGAAUACAAUUUACACGUGGUACUUACAAUGGUCAUCUGUUAGGUGUUGGUUUAGAAAGUGAUGAACAAAAAUUAGGUCGUAAACAUUUACUUUUAGCACAUAUCACAUUUAUGGGUUUAACAGGAAAUGGACCAAACAAACUAUGGAAUGAUGCAGCUAAACAAAUUAUUUUAACUAUGUUAACUAAAAUACCAACUUGUAUGCCACAAUGGAAAACAGAAUGGCAUGCUAAACAGAUUUUACUCAAUAAAUUUCGUGAAGCAUUUAAACAAACAAGUGAACCAUUUAAACAAUUAAUUACUUUGGCCGAUCGUGAUGGAAUGUUUAUGAAUAAAUAUUUAGCAUCCAUUUUUUAUUCAAAAUCAACAUUCUAUCAUAAUUUAUAUCAAUCUCAAAGAAAUGAUUACUUGGCAACUAUUUAA